Molecule: messenger RNA, 2928 nt
Organism: Papaver somniferum (opium poppy)
Lineage: Eukaryota; Viridiplantae; Streptophyta; Magnoliopsida; Ranunculales; Papaveraceae
Exons: 6
Coding region: 316-2928 (870 amino acids)
Biological process (GO): DNA repair; telomere maintenance
Molecular function (GO): DNA helicase activity
Source: RefSeq, a predicted model, not a curated record
UGGUUGAUCACCACCGUUCUAUCAUCUUUGUUGACACCCACCUAAUAGCUGAUUAUUUUGUUUAACCAUGUCACUUCUACAGAAUUAUGAAUUGUUUUUUUACCCGUAUCACAAAUCAUCUUUUGUUUUAGUUCUUGGAGUAGAUAUUCAAUAAGGGUGUAGUAAAGAUUUUGUUUACCCAUAUUACACAUCUUUUGUUCUUGUGUAGUAGAUAUUUAAUGUGUGUAUAUAUAGGGAUUCAAUUGGGGUGUAGUAGAGAUUUCUUACAUAAAUCAGAACACUUUUUGUUUCUGUCCAGGUAAUAAGAUACAGAAAAUGCCAAGGGGUGCCCGCUUGACUGACAUUAGAAGACAUGCAAGACUUUCAACCCCAUAUCAUCUAACAGCCGGCCAACAAGGUCAUGAUGAGAGACAUGAUUCGGCGUUAAUUGCACCUUGCAUAAGAUUAAGUAAUAUUAGAAGGCAGGCUAGACAAGCCUCGCGUCUGAAAAAUACAUCUCCAGCAAUUCCUAGAGACGAUUUACAACAAAAUUCUACCAUACCCACUACUGCAAUUGUUACCCAUACACGGACAAGACAAGCCUCCCAUCCAACAAAUACAUCUCCAGCAAUUCCUAUAAACGGUGGGCAACAAAAUUCUACCAUACCCACUACUCAGAUUGUUACCCGUAGAUGGACAAGAAGCAACCACAAUCGCGCCAGAAACUAUGUUAACACAAGAAGAAUGACAGUACACAUGCUACCACAACCCACAAUAUGUGACAAAUGUGGUGCUAUGUUGUUUUCAUCUGAAACCAAGGAAAUGUGUUGCAAGAAUGGAAAAGUUUCAUCGCCACCACUUCGGACACCUGUCGAAUUAAGGAUGUUAUAUAAUGAUCAAAGUGAUGUUGGGAAGCAUUUUCGUCAAAACAUUAAGAUAUACAAUCAUAUGUUUGCUUUUACGUCAAUGGGAGUUCACUAUGAUGCAGGUCUCGCCAAUGGUUGUGAUAGAAUAUACACUUUCAGAGAUCAAGGAGGGAUCUACUAUAGGAUAGGUAGUCUCCUACCUACUGGGCCAAUGCCAAGACCCAUGCCAAGGUAUUUACAAUGGUACAUAUAUGAUAGUGAUAGGGAAAUUGAACUUCGGAUGCUGGAAAAUACUGAAAUGCAGGUUACUAUGGUUGAAAGACUAAAGUUAAUUUUAGAUCAACAUAAUCCUUUUGUGCAUCAAUUUAGACGUUUGGCAAUGAGAAGGGACAUACCAAAAUGUAAAUUAGUGCUUAGAGAGCAGCCAUUAGGGGGCCAUCAGUUCAAUCUACCUACAUCAGAUCAGGUUGCAGCAAUAAUAGUAGGAGGGGAAGAUCUAACAAACGUUAAACCACGAGAGACCAUUGUUGAAACCACCGAAGGGAAUUUGCAAAUGAUUCCGGACACAAUCGGUUAUUUUGAUCCUCUCCAGUACCCGCUUUUACUUCCAUAUGGGAACUACAGAUGGGAUUUGAACAACAGUAGUUCAGGCGGGCAACGAGUUAGAGUUAGUUGUCGAACAUUUUAUUCGUAUAUGCUUCAGGAAGACAAAUUACAAGGCCCCGAUGAUUAUGACAAGAUAAUAAGAGAAGAAAUACCUAACCUCGACGAAGAGCCAGAACUACACGAGUGUGUGAAAAAGUGGAUGAUUCACGGUCCAUGUGGUAGUAAGUGUAUGAGGGAUGGUAAAUGUAAGAGAAACUUUCCAAAAGAGUUUUCUGAGUGUACCGUGCAAGGAAAAGAUGCAUACCCUGUUUACAGGAGACGUAAUGAUGGACGACGCGUACGCAAGAGUGAAAGUUUUGAAGUAGAUAAUAGGAUGGUUGUGCCUUAUAACCCUUGGUUAUUACAAAAAUAUGAUUUUCAUAUAAACGUAGAAAUUUGUAGCAGUGUGGAGAGUGUUAAAUACCUUUACAAAUAUGUGUACAAGGGUCCGGAGUAUGUAUCUUUCGGAGUGCAGCCAGUAGACCAUGACGAGAUAGCAAGAUACAUCUUCCCAACCAAACAGAGUGUCAGGUACUAUAAUUACCAAACGUUGGAUGAAAUUUUGUCCGAUGGAAGAAAUUUGAAAACAACUUUGACAGAGUUCUUUGUGACAAAUGCUCGAGAUUAUAGAGCGAUAGAGUUGUUAUACCGUGAAUUUCCAGAACGCUACUGUUGGGAUGCAAUAACCAAAGAGUGGAGAAGAAGACGAAGUACGCAGAAGUCGAUAGGGAGGGUUUAUACGGUACCUUCAUAUGCAGGAGAAGUGUGGUUCUUAAGGCACAUUCUGAACCACGUUAGAGGUCUGACUUCUUUUGAUGAUCUAUUGUUUAUUGAUGGAGAGAGAUGUCGGACAUUCAAGAGAGCUGUCGAAAAACUAGGACUCUUAGAGAAUGAUCAGAGUGUGAGAGCGUCUUUGGCUGAAGCAGCAACAGUCAAGAUGCCGUCUGCUCUGAGAAGACAAUUCUCCUCUAUCUUGGACUUUUGUAAUCCAUCAGGCGUGAGAGGAUUGUGGGAUGAAUUUUUCAACAGCAUGGUCGAGGAUUACUCGAGUUCAAGCAAUACAAUCUCGACAUUCUUAUCAGAUCGUCUUCUUCGUGAGUUGAAUUUGAUGCUUAAGCAGCACGAUAAAGAUAUAUCCAUGUAUGAUCUACCGACGAUUGUAGGCACAUUGGGUGAGGAUUUUGAGAUCUCAAGUAUGAUUCAAGAGGAGUUGUCGAUUCCUAUAUCCGACGAAGACCUGUCUUCUGUCCAAAAGUUGAAUGAAGACCAGUCUAGGGCCUACAAUACAAUCAUGGGAGAAAUUGAGAGAAAAGAAAGUAAAGUCUUCUUCAUAGAUGGUCCAGGAGGUACGGAGAAGACAUAUCUCUAUCGUGCUAUUCUGGCGACUGUUAGGAAAAAUGGUGGUAUUGCAUUAGCAACAAUGUAUGGGUUGUCGUAG